Messenger RNA from Tetranychus urticae (two-spotted spider mite), 1660 nucleotides. It is a transcript of the gene Rpn5, whose product is annotated as regulatory particle non-ATPase 5. Lineage: Eukaryota; Metazoa; Arthropoda; Arachnida; Trombidiformes; Tetranychidae. The record is from RefSeq and is a predicted model, not a curated record. Gene Ontology annotation, cellular component: proteasome regulatory particle, lid subcomplex; cytoplasm.
UACUCGAAAGACGGCUUGAUUACUUGCUGUUUUUGGCUCAACACUAUUCAAUGAAAACUAACUGAUUAGUUUUAUUCCAUCUGAUUAAUUUUGUUCAAUUUGAAUUCUAAAUUCAGUUCAGAAAUUAAAGUGAAAAUGUUUAACGAUAUUACGUACACCGAUACUGGCAAAUUGCUUAAAAUGGAAGUUGAUUAUGCUUCCACUUGUGAUGAGAAGAUUCCUGCUUUCAAAAAGCUAGCCCAAGAGGAGGGCAAACUUGUCCAGGCCUUAGAGCAAUUGCUUGCAUUGGAAAAACUUACUCGAACGGGUGCUGAUACUUUUUCCACAAGCAGAAUCCUUGUUGCUAUCGUUGACAUUUGUUUUGAGGCAAAAGAUUACAAGCUGCUAAAUGAAUACAUUGUCCUACUCACCAAGAGACGAGGUCAAAUCAAGAAACCCAUCACCGACAUGGUCAAAGAAUGUUGUGAGUUUGUCGAUAAAAUCGACGAUUUAGAAGAAAAAUUGAAAUUAAUCAACACCUUAAGGACUGUAACUGCUGGAAAGAUCUAUGUAGAAGUUGAAAGAGCCCGGUUAACUCAUAAAUUAGCUACAAUGAAAGAAGCCGAGGGUAAAAUCGAUGAAGCUGCCAAUAUCAUAGGAGAAUUGCAAGUUGAAACCUUUGGUUCCAUGGACAAAAGAGAAAAGGUUGAGCUUAUAUUGGAACAAAUGCGACUUUGUUUGGCUAAGAAGGACUACAUCAAAGCUCACAUUCUUUCUAAAAAAAUUCAUACCAAAUUUUUCGAUGAUGAAAACGUCCAAGAUUUAAAGUUGAAAUACUACGACCUCAUGAUAAAGAUUGAUCAGCAAGAAGGAAAUUAUUUAAACAUUUGUAAACAUUACAGAGCAAUUUCAAACACUCCUAUUGUGAAACAAGAUCCUAAAAAGAAUGCUGAAACACUGAAAAAUAUAGUUCUUUAUAUUGUUCUUUCACCCUUUGAUAAUGAACAAUCCGACCUUAUCCAUCGUAUUAAAGGAGUUAAAGAUUUAGAAGAGUUACCUAACUAUGGUGAGGUACUCAAAUUUUUCACAACAACUGAAUUGAUCAACUGGCGAUUGUUUGUGCAAGGAUUUGAAGACAUCUUAAGAUCUGGAACAGAUGCUUGCCCAGCUACUGAUGUCUACAGCUUCUCAGAACUUGGAAAGAAAAGAUGGAAAGAUCUGAAAAGUCGAGUUGUUGAACAUAAUAUCCGUAUCAUGGCUAAAUAUUACAAAAGAAUCCGGUUACAGCGUAUGGCUGAUCUAUUAGAUCUUUCUAUAGAGGAAACUGAAGAAAUUCUUAGCAACUUGGUGAGUAACAAGACAAUAUGGUCUAAAGUUGAUCGUUUAGAAGGCAUCAUUAACUUCGAGGCACACAAAGAUCCAAAUGAAGUUCUCAACGAUUGGUCACACAAUAUCAGUGCCUUGAUGAACUUGGUUUGCAAGGUGGAUCAUCUAAUCAACAAAGAAGAAAUGAUUCAUCAACAUUUAAAUGUACCCAAGAUGGAAGCAUAAACGGGGUUGCGAUUUAUAAGUGAAAAUAUGAAAUAAGUGAUGAAUACAUUUAAAUGUUUUGAUAAAUAACUGCUAACAAUAGCUGUAUUUACUCAUCUUAUUUACACAAUAUAAAUUUUCUUAUUUGGCA